Molecule: messenger RNA, 4140 nt
Organism: Galleria mellonella (greater wax moth)
Lineage: Eukaryota; Metazoa; Arthropoda; Insecta; Lepidoptera; Pyralidae
Exons: 6
Coding region: 1-4140 (1379 amino acids)
Biological process (GO): DNA integration
Molecular function (GO): nucleic acid binding
Source: RefSeq, a predicted model, not a curated record
AUGGCGACCAAUGAAAGUCUUAGUUAUGAUAAUGGUGAUAUAAAUCGCAUUUCUCGUGAUUAUGCGGUAAUGAGAUUGGAAAUUAUGGAACAAUCAGACCUAUUGGGAUUUUCUGAAGUAGACUUUAAGGAUUUGGCAAACGAAUUUCAUAUAGCACAAUAUAAAAAAUGUGCUUCUAACUUAAAUAAUAACAAUAGUGAGCCACAGACAUCUGUGAAAUUACCCAAGAUCAGUAUUAAACCUUUUGACAGUACCAUAGACAAUUGGAUUUCAUUCAUACAAUUGUUUGACUCUCUAGUUCAUAAUAGAACGAAUAUAUCGAAUGUAGAAAAAUUACAUUAUUUGUUGUCAAGUGUUCAGGAAAAUUUAGCCAUAUUAGAAAAAUAUAAAUUGCCAGAUAAAAAUUUUAUGCUAUUCCAUUUGUUGUGGUCUAAACUUGAUAAAGUUACAAAGGAAGCAUUCCAACUUGAUCAGAAUACAGAGGAUAUUCAGGAUUCUAUUCCUAAGUUUGAACAUUUACAAAAGUUUAUUGAGAAGCACUAUAAAGCGUUACAAUUGCCUAUAACUAAAACACAGCAGUCUAUAAGCGGUAUUGGUCAUUCUACAGCACAACCACUUGGGUCAUCGUUUUGUGAAAUUAAACCGAUAAACUCUUCAUCACCAUGUAAUUUUAAUUUAAAGGCUUUAGUGUUAUCGUCGAUUUGUGCUCAUCAACCAAGCCAGUAUAUUAAUUCUGCAGAUUGGUCUCACAUAAAUAAAUUAUCACUUGCCGACUCUGACUUCGAUCGUCCUGGUCCAAUUGAUAUGCUUUUAAGCGCUGGUGUUUUUGCUUCUGCACUGCUCCCUGGUUUAAGAAAAGGUAAAGUAGGACAACCACGGGCUUUGCGCACUGUAUUUGGUUGGAUUAUUAUGGAUAAUAAUAUUAAAAGAUUUUGGGAGAUAGAAAAUGUCACAUCUUCUUCAAAAUUGUCGAAGGAAGAUCAGAUUUGUGAACAAUACUUCGUUAAAAAUUCUCAUCGUAAUCAUGAAGGGAGGUUUAUUGUACCCUUACCUUUCAUUGAUCCUAAUAAUAAACCCAUCUUCUCAAAUUCGCGGGAGAUAGCUAUGAGAAGGUUUUUGUCGCUUGAAAAUAAAUUAAAAAAUAAUUUUGAAUUUCGCCAGCUAUAUACUUCUUUCAUGGAAGACUAUGAGACAUGUGGUCAUCUUAAAGAAGUCAAUGUUCCAAUCAGUAGUGUCGGCGAAUUUUAUUAUAUCCCUCAUCAUGGUAUAUUACGGCCUGAAUCAGUUACAACUCCACUUCGUGUCGUAUUUGAUGCCAGUGCAAAAGAUGCUAAUAAUCUGUCCUUAAAUGAUACUCUUUUGCCUGGUCCUAAGCUUCAAUUAAAUAUCACUGAUUUAUUAUUGCGUUUUCGUUGGCACUCUGUAGUUUUCACAGGUGAUAUUAAACAAAUGUACCGUCAAAUAAUGGUUUCUGAUAAAGAUUCGGAAUAUCAGCGAAUUCUGUGGCGAUCUUCACCUGAUGAACCUAUUCGAGACUAUAAACUCCUUACAGUCACGUAUGGCGUGUCGUCUGCUCCUUAUCAAGCGCUGCGUACAAUUGCUCAAGUGGCUGAAAACUCGGCAACGGAAUUUCCAUCGGGAUCCGCUGUGUUGAGUCGUGAUAUUUAUGUGGAUGAUGUGGUAUCAGGAGCUGAAUCUGUCGAAAAGGCUUUAAGCAUAAGAUCGGAAUUGACUAAAAUGUUGUCGUCGAAUGGGUUCCAUUUACGAAAGUGGACCUCUAAUCAUAAAGAUUUCUUGAAUAAUAUUAAACCAUCUGAUUUGUACUCAGAGGAAUUUAGGAGUUUCGAAGAAGCCUCUGAUGUCACACUUAAAAUUUUGGGACUUUUGUGGAUACCAAGUGUAGACUGCUUUACAUUUAAAGUUGCUGAAUUCGAAGAGCGGCGACUCACAAAAAGAACAAUAUUAUCGGACAUUGCACGAAUCUAUGAUCCUUUAGGUUUUCUUGGUCCUGUUACAUUCUACGCUAAGUAUCUUAUGCAGCUUCUUUGGACUUCGGGCGUUUCUUGGGAUAGCGAUAUACCUGAGGAUAUUGCCAGGGAAUGGUCGAAGUUCAAAUCUCAAUUAUCGUCUUUGUCGUCUAUUUCUAUCACUCGUCGUAUGGUCAACUCUUUUGUGUCUCUACAGUUUCACGGUUUUUGUGAUGCUUCAGAGCGUGGAUAUUGCGCUGUCGUUUAUUGUCGGUCUGUCGAUGCAAAUGGUUGUUGUUCUGUCGAAUUUUGCUGUGCAAAAACUAAGGUUGCACCUCUUCGUAAACUGUCGUUACCUCGAUUGGAGUUACAAGCUGCUGUUUUACUAGCAGACUUGAUAAAUUCAGUACUGAGUGCUUUGAAACCACUGCAUGAUAUAAAUAACAUUUUUGCUUGGUCAGAUUCUACUGUUGCUUUGUCGUGGAUAAAGUCAUGCCCAUCUAAAUGGCAGACGUUUGUAGCUAAUAGAGUAAGUCAUAUCCAAGACAUAGUCUCUCCUGAAUGUUGGCAUCAUGUUAGUACAAAUUUUAAUCCUGCUGAUGGAGGAUCACGCGGCAUGCAUCCAGCUGACUUAGUUAAACAUAAAUGUUGGUGGAAGGGGCCAGUAUGGCUAUCUGAACCUGAAGAAAAUUGGCCAGAAUCAUUGUUAAUUUUGCCAUCUUCUCAUGACGUUCAAGCAGAGCAAAAGAUUCUUUGUCUUCAAACUUCUUCUAAUGUCAACUUUGUCGAUCAGUUAUUAAAUAAAUUCUCGUUGCUAAUAACUUUGAAACGUGUAUUGUCGUUUUGUUUCCGGUUUAUUCAUAACUCGCGUCGAAGCAGUUCAAAUGAAAAAAAUGUUGGUCCUUUAUUGUCGUCUGAAACGAAUAAAUCUUUUAUGUAUUUAAUUAAAUAUGUCCAGCAAACUACCUUUUCGAAGGAAAUUGAUAAUUUGAAAAGAAACCGUUCGAAUUUACUUCCUAAAAGCUUACGUAAAUUGUCGUUGUUCCUCGAUGUUGCGGGACUUUUGAGGGUGGGCGGACGACUGGCUAAUGCCAAUGUAAAUUAUAAUGUCAAGCACCCCCUUCUCUUACCUCGCGAUCAUCGCCUAACUCAUCUCAUAAUUGAUGAUUGUCACAAAAAGUUUAUGCAUCCUGGUGCACAAACACUUCAGAAUAUACUGGCGCAAAAUUUUUGGAUUCUGUCACCUAAGAGAGCGAUUCGAUCUGUCAUAGCAGGUUGUAUGAAAUGUUUUCGGGCUAAGCCUCAGCCGGCUCCAGCCCCUCUUAUGGGCAAUCUGCCCGCUUAUCGUAUCAAUCAAAUUAAACCUUUUUCAAAUGUUGUCGUUGAUUACGGCGGUCCUUUUGAUAUUGCGUUAGGUCGUGGUAGGGGCGUAAAGACCUAUAAAGGCUACAUUUGCGUUUUUGUGUGCACUGCCACCAAGGCCAUUCAUCUAGAGCUUGCCUCAGAACUUACAACUGAAGCCUUUUUAGCCGCAUUAAAAAGAUUUAUCGCACGAAGAGGUCGUUGUAGCCAUAUUAUAUCGGACCAAGGAAGAAAUUUCGUUGGUGCUAGUAACUAUCUUGCUUCGAUCAUGAAAGAGAUUUCAGAAUCUCAAGAAAUAAAAUUUUCGUUAAGCCCACCUGGUAGCCCGCAUUUUAAUGGGUUGGCUGAAGCUGGAAUAAAGUCUAUCAAGGCUCAUCUGGUUCGGGUUAUUGGUCUUCAAAGAUUAACCUUUGAAGAAUUUUAUACAAUUUUAACUCAGAUAGAAUCAAUGUUAAAUUCUCGUCCUCUGUCGCCACUCAGCUCUGAUGCUAACGAUUUUUCAGUGUUAACCCCAGGCCAUUUCUUGACAUUGGAACCUUUGUCGACUAUUCCGGAAGAAAAUAUAACCAAUCAAACUAUUAGCAUCCUUCAGCGAUGGAAGCUAGUUAAAAAAAUCCAUCAGGACUUUUGGCUGGAAAAUAAAAAAGAUAUAGCUAAAAACAAUUUGAGGAUAAGUUUACAAAAAGACAAGUGUGCGGUGGAAAUAAAAAGUGGCUUCAGGUCUGCGGAAGUGUGCUGGUCACUAAUCAGUGACGAAAAAGAGCGGCGGAGUGCUGUAGCGGGGACAGUAGUCACCGAAGUCAAAAAAUAA